This is a messenger RNA of Sparassis crispa, 2886 nucleotides long. RefSeq lists its product as hypothetical. Bases 1 to 2886 code for a protein of 961 amino acids. The transcript is spliced from 10 exons. Lineage: Eukaryota; Fungi; Basidiomycota; Agaricomycetes; Polyporales; Sparassidaceae. The record is from RefSeq and is a predicted model, not a curated record.
AUGUCUGCCUUCAUCCUGCACAUAGUGAUUGUGCAGCUCAAAAAUUCGAUCCCUUCCUCAGAGCGCAAGAAGAGCUUUGAGAAGGACUGGAUAAAAGAGGUUGAGGACCGAUGGAUGCAGUGGCGCAAGUCGAGACCGACACAAUCACAGUAUGCUGAACAGCUAGAGUGGGAAGCACACAUCGUUCAGUAUGUGAACACCAUCUACAAGUUAACAAAAGUACACGGCAACUCGAAGACUGCAACGAAUCUCAGCCUUCGGCACGAGAUUCCACUCUAUGGCCCUCAUUUCACUCCACCAUCCUACAGUGACCUGUUUAUACGUGACGCAACACCAGCCAUUGUUCCCGGCAGUGCAUAUCUCAAGCCACUCACUGUUAUCCAUCCAUUUUACUUUUCCGAACUUGCCAAGUGUCCCCAGUGCGACUCCGAGGAUAUUCAAUGGAACGGCUGGACGCCAACAGGACAUCGUGAAGUGCAUGGCCUUUUCCGUGAGGAGACAGCCCUGGGAUUUCAGCUCCGAUGUCAGUCCUGUGCGAAGCACCAUGGUGCACAUGGUGCAGGAAACGAACAGGGUAAAUAUUGUUUCUCGACAACGGGUGACCUAUUCUGGGAGAGACGAGAACAUUGGGACAUACCUGUCGGCAUACCAUUCUGCUUAAGGCGAUGCACGGUCACACGUGACCUGUUCGACCUCAUCAUUGAGCUGCGUCCAUCGACAACGGCUGCUGGACUCGCAGAGAAUGUCAAGCAGCUUCAUCUGCUUGAGUACAACAAGCAGAAAAUGGCUUACCUUCGUAGUUUCCAAGCUCGAAUCAACAAUAGGCAGAGCCUUGUCGACCCUAAACCACUGGCAAUAUUCUCAAAGCCUGGAGGUGCCAGUUACAGUGACCAAUCGAUCACAGAUGAUCUGGUCACAGACGUAUUCAAUAAGUUCAACGAGAAGACACGACAAGCUGAAUCAAAUGAUUACCUUUGCACAUUGAGCGCUACCUGCAUCUCACUCGACAACACGUUCCGGACAGCCAGUAAGGCAACUGUGACCGACGGCAAGAAACACAAGGCGAAGAUGCUGAAAGGAGGGAUUUUGAGUGUGAUAAAUGAGGACAACGAGAUCAUCAGUUGGCGCUUCUGUCAUACACAGCAGGGACUUGAGAUUGAGGAGACACUCGUUGGCUUGAAGGGCCGUCUCAAAUUGCUUGGCGAGCCGGAUCCAUCAAUGGCCGUCGUUGAUAAUUGCUGCCAUGUCAGCAAGUUCAUCCAGCGCCCCUUUCUGGAUACUCAGGUUGUCUUAGAUGUUUGGCAUUUCAUCAAGAGAUAUUUGAUCUGCAUCAUCAAUGGCACAAGAAAUGCACUGUAUAUGGCCGUAGCUAGCGACCUUGUCAAUGCGAUCCUCAAGACCCGGGCUGACAAGCACGAUAUGGCUGUUUAUUGGGGUCAGCGAGAACAGGAGAGGAGACUAGUGGAAGCAUAUGAAAAAUGGCUGGAUAAGGGCGAGGUGCACGAAGAUCAGCUGGGACAUGUGAAGAAAGGCUGCUUGGCGCGUGUGCGUCAAGAUGUGCUAUCCGAUGGGAGUCGUAUUGAAGGUACUCACAAAGGAUGGAAUGGACUGCAACGUUCAUUCGUGAGCAGCAUCGAAGUUUUAACCGCCUUGCGCCAUGACUACAUCCUGCGCCGCAAUCUGUGGAACACCCUGCUGGAGCAGCCGGACGAUGCGUGCAGCAAAGCGGGUCGCCUCCGUAGAUUGCCAGAACUCAAAUUAGUGGCAAGCGGUGAGAAGUUUGGCCUUGUCAGUGCGAAGUGUGUCCAAAACUACCAAAACCUCAUCGAGAUCAAAGAAGAGCCUCGCGAGGACCUAACUGACCUCUCGUCCCUCCAAGGCACUGCGAAAUUUGACACCAUGCUCCAUGAGCUGCAGAUUGAUCCUGCGCUCCUGCUGCUCCCUGCACCUUCACGAGAAUCCAGUCAAGCACCACGUAUGCUCAAUCUGCCGUGCAGCGGCAAAACUCUGCGAUCAGCAGAUGCUACACUACCCUCUCCUUUGACAUCAAACUGCGAGUCUAUGGUCACAGAGAACAUUGCCGAAGCUACCACCAAAGCAAAACACUCACCUGUCAUGGCACCAGCCAAGGCUUCAGCAGUGAAGGAGGGUGAUAAUGGCAAUGUCAUGCCAGUAGUGAUGGAUGGUAUGGGUGCACCGAGUUCCACUCCCUGUGCACGGCUCAGCGCAGGGCGCCCAUCAUGCGAAGUUGAUUCAACAGUCCCAUUGAAGUGCAAAGCAGACAUGGACAGCACCAGAGAUCACACUAGCAUGUCAGCUGAGACUCAUGCAGGCGCUGUGCAGGGCAAGAAAAAAUCGAAGGUUGCAGUUUGUGAUGACGAGCCCCGCGCUGCACUCCUCGGAGGACAUCCAAGUCAACCACCCACCAUUGUUGCAGCUGACAUAGGGAACCCUCUGCGACCCGGGAUAGGGUCCACUCUCAUCAGCUUCUUCAAUACCACUCGUCCUGCGGCUGCUGCAAAAGCACCAGUUCCCUCCCCAGCAUGCACUCUCCCCUUCGUGAACAUUACUGGACUCACAGCCUCACAACGUCUCUUCUCCGUGUCAACCAGAGUUCCCAUUCAGUCCCUGUCCAUCAACAGCAAUGAUGAGUUCCAUCUGUUCAUGAAGCUACGGGCUGAGAAGAAAUGGGCCUCAUUCUCCAUGACACCUCGCAAAUGGGUGCUUGCCGCCAGUGAAUACAAUGUCCGACUUGAAGACUUCCAUCGCGAGAGAGGCCAGCUGCAGCUGAUGGUGCGGACAACCCCACGCACCCUCAUGGAGAAACUCGGUGAGAUCGAGCCGAAGAUAAUCACUCGGAUUGUGUCGGAAAACUAUACAUGUUGA